AUGAGCCAAUAUCUCUAUUCAGAAAUCAGUUAACCAUCUCAAUAUUUGAAAAUGAUGUGAAAAAGUCGCUAAAUUUUCCCAUGCCAUUUCUACUUAAAUAUUGAAAGCUGAAAUUUUAUCAGACCUUAUAGAUUUGGAAAAGAGAUAGAAUUAACUAUCAAAUUGCAUAAAUGCUAAGAUAAACUAAUUAUAGAAGUAGCAUUCACUAUCGAUUCAAAUGCUUAAAGCUAUAACAAAUUUAUUUCCUUAGCAAUAAUUUCAUAGAUUAAAUAAAACUAUUUUUGGUAAUCCAAUAUUGCAAUAAUUGCGAAAAAUUAAAAACUUAAAAGUUGAAAUUGAAUUGAAUAAGAAGUACCUUUUUAAAACAACUUUUAGGUAUUUCGAUUAUUUAUUAGAAAUAAUAAUGGACAAGAAAGUGAAAACAAGAAUACUUGAUGGAUUUAGAUAGUUAUUUAUUCACAGUAGGAAAGUAAGUGAGCAAGUAACAAACAAGUUUUAGAAUAGCACAUUAUCUAUUGAUAAAGACGAGUUAAUAAGAUUCCUAGAAGUAAUAUAUCAAAAACAGAAAGGAAAAAAAUAAAAUAAAGAAUAAGCUUUAGAAGCUAGAGAAAUUUAAUUGCUCUUGAUUGAGAAUGCUUUAUUAUUCAUUGAAUUGUUUAUAUAAGAAUCAUUUCCCUUUAUUUCGCAGCAAUCUAAAUUAGUAAGGAAUAUAACUUAAGUUGCAAUUAAAAAGGGAAAAACAAUUAAAGAAGAUAAAAAUCUAAAAAUAUUUUAGUCAGAUUUCAAAGUUUUGGCUUAUCUUACUCAAUUAGUUCUACUGAAGAGAAGAAAGCAUUUUAUUCUUUUUUUUUCUUUCAAAUUUUUAAUCCACAAUGGGCUCUUAAAACUCCUUUUUUUCAACAUAUUACUUUUCUAUUUAGUCUAUAAAAACCAAACUUCAAAUCAAAAACUAGACAAUCAUAUUUAAUAAUGA
Messenger RNA from Paramecium pentaurelia, 973 nucleotides. Lineage: Eukaryota; Ciliophora; Oligohymenophorea; Peniculida; Parameciidae. The record is from the annotation of a GenBank genome assembly.